UUCAAUUGUGUUUAGAAAGAGUUACGGCAGAAGAACAAAGAAAAAUGCAACAACAGAGAUUAAAAAAAAAGGUCCGAAGAGGACACUCAAAAGUUCAAAACCAUGCACAUGCAGAGCUUAGAUCAUUCCUACAAGGGGCAUAGAAACUUUUAGUUGCAACAGUUAUAUUUCUCCAUCAGCAUCUUUUAUGAACACACCAGCAGCUCCUUGCAAAAUCCGCUGUUACCGAUCCUAAACUAAGCAUUCGAUGAACAAAGUUGCAUAUGCUUCGAGAGCCGAGAGGAAAUUUGCUUUCCUUGCUCACACUUUCAAGUCCUUUCAUGUAAGAUAGAGCCCCACAUGAAAACCAAAGUUAUGAAAAUGGUUAUGACAAGUAACAAGAUGACCAGAUUUUACCAAACACAAACUUGCUGGUCAUCCGUUCCAUUAUAGAAGCUAAUUGGGAUGGGCGAAAAUAAAGCAUUUAUGACAAUUUCCAAAGUAAAGGCCUUCUAACAUUCAAAAAAGAAAAAAUGACAGUGGUGAUUGUGACUUCAGAUUCAAGAAUACAGAGAGUACAAAGAUAUUUUUAAAUUUUGUUGUUCUUAUUCAAAAUCUUUAACAGCAAAGGACAAAUGACAUUUUCAACACACAUCUACAAACCUUAGGAAGGACAAGACUCAUCCAACUUCAUCUACCUCCAAAUCAAACUCAGAUUCUAAAAGUUAGCACUUACUUCAUAGACUUCACACCAGUUUACACAACUAUUCAUCAAACUUUAUCUAAGACAGAUGUCAGAUAUGUAUUUAUUAAACAUAUAACCACAAAAAAAAAAAAUAAUAAUAGUAAUAAUAAAAUGGUUUUCUUAAAAAUAGAAACUUAUCAGUGAGUAGCUACAAUCAUGCAUGCAAAAUCUGUUUCAAGAAAGUGACUUCUCUUCAGCUCGUUUUGGUGCUUCACAUCACAAUCAAUAGUAGUUGUGAGCCAACAAUGUUAUUUCCAUCAUUUUCAUUUCAAGAACAGGCACUAAUCAUCCAACCAGUUCCAAGAAAUUUAAUACAUCCAAUAUGUUCUGUCCUAGAAUCAUUUGGACAAUUAUCAGAAUGGUAGGAAAUUUUCUGAAAAUUUAAGGAUUACCUGCAAGCUUCUGUUUCACUUCAUCAGUAAUCUAGUUAGCCUUCUCAAAAGAGAGCUUCUGUUCGUUUUUUAAAGUAUUUCAAGAAAGGAGGAAGGGUAAAAUAUGAAAGCAGCCAUGGUUGGAAAAGGUUAAGACAUACAAAAGAAGAUUCGAGAUAAACAAGAUCUGUAUACUUAUCUUAAUUUUUCCUCUUUAUGGCUUUAUCCCUCUUUACACUAAAAUCUUGAUCAAUCUCACUCUAUUUCCACAAACAAUAGAAAAUCAAUCCAAUCAUAGAUGCUUACAUAUGCCUAUACAUAUUGGAUAACAUGUAUAUCCUUAUCAUGGACCCUACUUAUCAGCGAGUUUCAACAUCAGAAAAUGAGGUUGUGACCAGUGAGGCAGAUCACAGGUGCUAGCUAUCUAGCAAUGAUCUUCAUUUACUUAAUUUUGAAGGAAAACAUAAAUUACAUCCACGUCCAAACGGUAAAUGUAUGAUUUUUAUUGGCCAGUUCAAUUUAAAUGAUUCAUAUAAAUAGUUAGGCCAGCAAGCUUUGAGAAACAAAGUCAUGACAGAGUUUAGACAAGACCUGCAUCACUUUGAGUCGUCCAAAGCAUCAUCUGAAGAAAGGGGUUUGAAUAUGGAAGUCAUAAACCAGUUCUCUAAUAUGACAGAGAGCAUGUUAGAGGGUCUCAAUGAAACAGAGUUCUCAGUGGAAAACUUCUUGGGUUACAAUUUCCAGUUACCAGAAAAUGCAACGCCAAGCUUGACUUCCGAUUUUCCUUGUGUUACUCUAGUGAAAUGUCAGAACGAGUUUCCGGCAAUAACUCGAAGCAGUCUGAUGGUAGAUAAGGCUCAAAAAACCAUGAAGAUAAAAGCAAAGCAAGUAUCAGAAAGCAGCUCAGAAACCCCUUGUGCAGCUUUUGGAAACGACAGUAGUAAUGCUAGGAAUUUGAAAAACUUAAGAGGAGGAAGGAAAAGAAGGAACUGUGAGAAAGAACCAAAAAAGCCUGCAGAAGUAGUUCACGUUAGAGCAAAAAGAGGUCAAGCUACAGAUAGUCACAGUUUAGCGGAAAGGGUGAGAAGAGAGAAAAUCAACAACAAAUUAAAAUGCUUGCAAAACCUUAUUCCAGGUUGCCACAAGACAAUGGGUAUGGCAAUGGUGUUGGAUGAGACUAUCAAUUACGUUCAUUCACUACAGAAUCAGGUUGAGUUUCUCUCAAUGGAGCUUGCAGCUGCAUGUUCAUCUCUAGGCAUAAAUUUUGGCGUGGGAGCUAUCAGAAAAGCUUUGGUACUCCAACAACUUCACAAAAGAUUAUUAACUUUUGACAUUUUAUUUUCUACUAUUGAAACUGUUGGGUAAAUGAGUGCCUA
Molecule: messenger RNA, 2471 nt
Organism: Momordica charantia (bitter melon)
Lineage: Eukaryota; Viridiplantae; Streptophyta; Magnoliopsida; Cucurbitales; Cucurbitaceae
Biological process (GO): regulation of DNA-templated transcription
Cellular component (GO): nucleus
Molecular function (GO): DNA-binding transcription factor activity; protein dimerization activity
Source: RefSeq, a predicted model, not a curated record